Messenger RNA from Didymella exigua CBS 183.55, 1132 nucleotides. RefSeq names its product histone deposition protein Asf1. Gene Ontology annotation, molecular function: histone binding. Gene Ontology annotation, biological process: nucleosome disassembly; DNA replication-dependent chromatin assembly; nucleosome assembly. Gene Ontology annotation, cellular component: nucleus. Lineage: Eukaryota; Fungi; Ascomycota; Dothideomycetes; Pleosporales; Didymellaceae. The transcript has 4 exons. The record is from RefSeq and is a predicted model, not a curated record. The coding region runs from base 165 to 1007 and encodes 280 amino acids.
CGACAACCAACGCUUUGAUUUCACCGCUCAGGCGUAAACACUGUUCUACCCUCGUCUUUGCCUACUGAACCUUACAGUCCAUCUGUUAGCAGCGCCUCAAACUGUCUAUUUUAUACCGUUAGCCCCACCUCUUUAACGGAAAUCCAAAAGUCACAGCUGUCAAAAUGUCUGUCGUCUCGCUUCUCGGUGUCGAGGUCAAGAACAACCCCGCGCCAUUCGACGCGCCUUACGAGUUUGAGAUCACCUUCGAGUGCCUCGAGCAGCUGCAAAAGGAUCUCGAGUGGAAGCUAACCUAUGUUGGCUCUGCUACCUCCAAUGAAUAUGACCAAGAACUCGACUCUGUCCUUGUCGGCCCUCUCCCCAUUGGCGUGAACAAGUUCCUCUUCCGCGCCGAUCCUCCGGACCUGUCCCGCAUCCCCAACAGCGAGAUUAUCGGCGUCACAGUCAUUCUGCUCAGUUGCAGCUACGAGGAUCGCGAGUUUGUUCGUGUUGGAUACUAUGUCAACAACGAGUACGUUGAUGAGGCACUGUCUCUCGAGCCCCCCGCAAAGCCCGUCAUCGAGAAGGUCCAGAGGCAAAUUCUGGCAGAGAAGCCGCGUGUUACGCGCUUUGCUAUCAAAUGGGACUCCGAGGAGUCUGCCCCGCCUGAGUUCCCUCCUGAGCAGCCCGAGGCUGAUUUGAACGCCGAUGGCGACCAAUACGGAAUCGAAGAGGACGAGGAAGAGGAAGAAGACGCAGAGGGCGUUACCGUAGAAGGCGAAGAUGCCGCGAUGGCUGGUGGCGAAGAGACUGCAGGCCCUGCUGCUGAAGAGGAGGAUGGCGACUCUGACGGCAGUGAAGACAUUGACAUCGAGGACUCCGAAGGCGAGGACGAAGAUGAGGAGGAGGGCGGUGACGAUGAUAUGGAGAUGGAUGACGGCGAGCAAAACGCUGCAAACGGUGACAAGCAGGUUCAGCAGCAGCCUGGGAACGUACAGAAGCACAACGCGGAUGUCAUGGUUCACUAGGCGUGCACACAGCCAAAUUAUCUGCUGAGUGUGUAGAAGAUUGGGUUUGCUGUUGAAUUUACGAGCGCGCAUUGCAUAGACGAAACAUGAUUAGGAAUAUACCCUAACUGGUGAUGGGGCGUUUG